UUAUCAACGGAAUAGUAAUUUUGGUCCGUGCGUGUGAGAAAAGGAAGAAAGGAGGGUGGUCUGUCGUGAAGUGUAGCUGGGUUGGAAGAAGGGUACGGGGUAGUUGUUUUUAUUAUUAUUAUUCGUAAGCUGCCCGUUUCCGCCUCCUUAUCCUGGCGAAAGGUUAAACGGUGAAAAUGGAGGCGGACAGAUCCGGCGGAGGACCAAACCCGAACUCCGGAGGCGGCGGCGGCAGCAGCAGCGGAGCGGGGCGCAACCCAAACGGGCCCAAAGCAGCACCGGGCCAGGCGACAUCUGCCGCGGCCACCGGGGCGAUGGCAGCGGCGGCGGCAGCAGCGGCCGGUCUCAUGCCCGGAUCGUCGCAGCAGCCUCGGGAGCCGCAGGACGGGGACGCGGCAAUGUCGCUUCCUGGGAUCCUGCACUUCAUCCAGUACGAGUGGGGACGCUUCCAGGCCGAGAAAUACCGCUGGGAGGCGGAGAGAGACGAACUCAGGGCUCAGGUGGCGUUCCUACAGGGUGAGAGGAAAGGGCAGGAGAAUAUGAAACAGGACCUGGUGAGGCGGAUCAAAAUGCUGGAGUAUGCCCUCAAACAAGAGAGGGCUAAGCACCAGAAGCUGAAGACAGGAAAUGACCUGAGUCCUGGAGACAAGAAACCAGAGACAGAGGCAGACCAACUUCCCAAUGGGCCGGCUGAGUCAGACUCCGAGCCAGGCAAUCAGAUGUCGUGGAAGGAGGGACGUCAGCUACUACGCAAAUAUCUGGAGGAAGUAGGUUAUUCAGACACUAUCCUGGACAUGCGGUCAAAGCGUGUGCGCUCCCUGCUCGGGCGAAGCAGCCCCGAGGCUAACGGACCCCCACCAAGUGAAACCUGCCCAGAGCCUGAGCCCAGAGCCGGUGCGGAGUCGUUGUUGGUCAGACAGAUUGAAGAACAAAUCAAGAGGAAUGCAGGCAAGGAGAGCUCUAAGGAACAUAUGGGUGGCUCGGUGCUGGAUAAGAUCCCCUUCCUGCACGGCUGUGAGGAUGAUGAUGAAGACGACAGUGACGAGGAAGAUGAAUUCCAAGGCAUGGCCACUGAUUGUAUUGAUGGGCCGCGCAAGAACAAAAAACCACGAGUAAAGAUGGCUACAGAGCCCAUGACCACAGACCUGGACCCAGAGGAUGAGGAAGACGAAGAUGACUCAGAAGACGCCCUUGGAGAAUUCGACUUCCUGGGCUCGGGGGAGGAUGGGGAGGGGGCGGGAGAGGCCCGGAUCUCGGGGGACGGACGGGAGCUAGAGAACCGCAGGAACAAGUUACAAGGCAUGAUGUCGGACUUCCCCCCUAAACCUACCCCGCCCCCUUCUGUAUCAGGACAGGCUCGCUCCGGUGAAGGUGGCGCCCUUGGUUUCUCCUCUGAUGUCUUCAUCAUGGAUGCUGUAGGAGGAGGGGACAUGAACCUCGGUGAAUUGGCUGAUCUCACUGUUGCCAAUGACAACGAUCUCUCCAUGGAUAUGCAGGAUAACCGAGAGGAGUUUAAGAAGACGUGGAAUCCCCGUUUCACACUACGCAGCCACUUUGAUGCCAUCCGCGCUUUGACCUUUCACCCCAGCCAAGCAGUGCUGCUCACAGCCUCUGAGGACGGAACACUAAAACUAUGGAACCUCAACAAGGCCAUGCACUCUAAAAAGAACGCAGCUCUGGAUGUUGAGCCCAUCUAUACAUUCAGAGCGCACAGUGGAGCUGUUCUGUCACUGACCAUGGAUGAGGACGGAGAAUCCUGCUACAGCGGAGGUCUAGAUGGAAGCGUCCGGUGUUGGAAGAUGCCAGAUCUCAAUGUGGAUCCUUAUGAUAACUAUGAUCCUGGCAUUGAGAGCAGUGCACUAGCCGGCCACGAGGACAGUGUCUGGGGUCUGACUUACUCGGCAGUACACCAUCGUCUUGCCUCAUGCUCAGCUGAUGGCACCAUUCGCAUCUGGGACCCUCAGAACUCGGCUCCCUGCCUGUCUGUCUUCAAUAAGGAGAGAGAGCACGGAACACCCACCUCAGUGGCCUUUGUGGCUACUGACCCCAACCAGGUGGUGGCUUCAUUUGACGGUGGUGAGACGUUGCUCUACGACCUCAACACGGAGCAGAGCAUCACCGGGCUAGAGACACAGACCAAGGAUGGCAGUGAGUUGAUCAACAGAGUGGUCAGUCAUCCAUCUGAGCCUGUCUCCAUCACUGCACAUGAGAACCGCACCAUCCGCUUCCUGGACAAUAAGUCAGGUAAAGUUGUCCAUUCUAUGGUGGCUCACCUGGAUGCUGUCACCUGUCUUACUACAGACCCAAAAGGCACUUACCUCAUCUCUGGCAGCCACGACUGCUCGGUGCGCCUGUGGAUGCUGGACAACAGGACCUGUGUGCAGGAGAUCACAGCCCACAGGAAGAAGCACGACGAGGCCAUUCAUGAUGUGGCCUUCCACUCUUCCCAGCCGUUCAUCGCCAGCGCCGGCGCAGAUGCACUUGCCAAGAUCUUUGUCUGACAGCACUGUUGUCAUUCUGAUUCCCACAACCACAACUGGGCCAACAGAGGCUGAAGGCUACAGUGGACACAUUUCACCUGCUUACACACACUCACACAAACACACACUCACACACUUACACACACUUGUCCUGCACCCCUACGGCUGGGUCAUCGACACAGGACGUUGCCUCCCCUUGAUUCCUCACUGUCCCUCUGAUGCCUCAGUGACUUCUUGUAAUACUAAUCACACUUCUUUUUUUAUAAAUUUAACUGCUCCGUUUUCAAAUAAUCAUGUCUGGAGUGACAUUUUUCUACACUACAAAAUUCAGCUCUUGCUUCCUUUUUUUCCCCCAGUCUGCCAAUGGCUAUUACAAAGGGCCAUGCUUGAACUGAUACAUGUCAUAGAGAACCACAGAGGAUCCCUCAUGCUGCACAGUACACACAGCGCACAAAUUCACUGUUGCAUUUCAUGUUUUUUUUAAAUAGCUAAAAAAAUUGGUUGAUUCGGUGUAAAACGGUAACUGACCCCAAUGUUGGCAAAAAACACCCGACCAACCUCUGUAUUGGGAAUCAAAUGUAUUACAUUCCAAAGACUCCAGGGGUUGUGUGUGUGUGUGUGUGUGUGUGUGUGUGUGAGAGUGUGUGUGUGUGUGUGCGAGCUUUUGGGAUAGGAGAAUGUUUAACAUAGUCGUGUGUGGUCUGAGGAGGCACUAGACAGUCGUUAACCAGUGAUGAACAGAUAGCUUUAAUUUAAACUUUAUCGCCAAGACACCAAGUCUCAUUGUAUGUCUGAGUAUUGUAGUGUCCCCAUGAUUCUGCUUAGUAUUGUGUGUGAGAGAUAAAAUGGCACUCUACAAGAUAAAUGUACAUAUUCACACAAUCAUGGUCCAUUUCUACAGAUGUACAGUUUGAAUUUGACUCUGCAGAUGGAUGUUGCUACGGCAUGUCAACCAGCUAAAGAUCGAAAUCAUGAGGGCAAAGUUAAAGUCUGUAGACUCCAGGGGUGUGUGAGGCCAGUUUGUACGCUUUCCACAAUAGAUGCAGAUUGUGUAGUUUGCCGCUUUUUACUGUACAGAAGAGUGUGUGAGUGUGAUUGUAUGUGCACUAGUUAAAUCACGGUGCUAUGAAAGACUUCGUCAGUCUGGAGUCAGAAUCAGGGACCUGUUUUUGUGUGUGUGUGUGUGUGUGUGUGUGUGUGUGUGUGUGUGUGUGUGUGUGUGUGUGUGUGUGUGUGUGUGUGUGUGUGUGUGUGUGUGUGUGUGUGUGUGUGUGUGUGUGUGUGUGUGUGUGUGUGUGUGUGUGUGUGUGAGCGAGCGUGAAAAAGAGAGGCCGUGUUUCUCACUCGUCGGGCUAAAGAUGUACAUCGAGUGAAUUGACCUCAUGUCAUAGUUGCAUCAUUUCACUAACUGUGGUCACAUUUCAGAAUUAACAGUCACCGUAAAUGUUUCUCGUUAGAGGGGUGUGAAUAAUGUCGACGUUGAUGGGUUGGUUCAGGCCCGAGGGCUGUACAGAGCUGAUGAUAAUAAUUAUAUUACAGUCAGGACCACGUGGACAGAAACGGUUUCCUCAGGUGAGAGCUGUUCAUUUUUUUUUUUUUUAAAUUCAAGUUGGUGCCAGUUUGUCGGCACAAGACUUGUAUUUAUUCAGGCUUUCGGGAAAAAAAGCUUCACCACCAGUUGUGUGUUUUGGGUUCCCUCGUCUAUGUUGACGUGCAUCAGUCGCACAGUAGCACAUUACCCAGAGAGCUUAUGAUGUGAAGCUGGUCUCUCUCUGACGGGGCAUGCUGGGAGAAAUCGCUCCAAAAAAGAAGGGGAGGGGGCAUUUUAAAUUCAACCACUUUUGUCUGAAAGGUAAAAAGAAAGUAUUGAUUUAAGAUGUGUGGGUGUAAGGAACAUGAUUCAGCAGCCUGGCUGAUCCAUUUAAGUUGUGCUAUUUUGAAAAUAGCCCACAGGACAUUUGUCCGUAAUGUAGAACAAUUGCCCCUCGGAGACGCAUCACAUCUGUCUCUGUCUCUGUCCUGCAUAUGUUCUGACAGCUGCAGGACAUUUUCUUGAUGUAGAAGUUUCCCCCUUAACACCUGAACUGACUUCAACUCACUUUGACUGGUUAUGUUAAUCUAUUACCUCAAGUGGACUGAUACAAUCUGGUGUUAAAUCAGUUGUCUAAGGGGCAACCCCACCCCCUCCUCUUCAAGAUUACAGGGUCACACUAGGGGUCAGAUGUCAGAUCUAAAUGUUCAAUGUAGCCUGGAGGAAAACACUCCUCUCCUAAUCACUGGGGACACUACCAUUUAUAGCUCAGAUUUCUUUUUGUCUCAAAACAGGGAGGAAAUUAGACAUGAUGUUAUUCCACCAGGUUCAGCGACAUUACUAUACAGCUACUGGGUACAAUGUCCUGUUACCACAUUGAACUACUACUUGGCUCCAUGUUGCACUACAUCUAAUGGUGUAUGCUGUUGCUCAAAGACCGGGUGCAGAGAUGAUGCUUUGCUGGUUUUUCCAAUACAAUCUAAAUACAAGUCGUGGAAGCUGCUGUCGUGUCACAGUUUUUUUCAUUGUGACAGUAAUUGAUGUUUUUUUUCUUCCACCCACUCUGAGCUACUGUGUCCCCACUUAGAAUUAAGACAAAUCAGUAUGACACAUCAAAAAAAAGAAAAGAAAAAAGAAAUUGAAAAGGAGGUUGAGAAUGAUGACUAGAGAUGCCAUUGUGUGCUGUAAAUGUCCAUCAUUUCCCUGUGUUCUCUCUUGCAUUUCUUUUCUUUGAUUCUGAAUAUGAUUAUUAAGAUGUAAGAAUACUGUAGUAUCAUGAGUGAACCAUUCUUCCUUGCUAGGCAUAGAACUUGCUUGUGAUUGAUAAUGGCAAUGUAUAACUUGUAAAAAAGCAAAAUCGAUUAAAAAAACUUGAAAAAUCAAGAAAAAUAAGUUUAAAAAAAACAAACGACAAAACUGUUUCCAGUCAGAGGCCAAGGUAAAGGACUCUAAUUUCUUUGUUUUUAUUUUUUUAAUAGCAAUUUAUCACUGUGUGAUAUUUUGUACAUCAUAUUAAGCUGUAUUCAAACUAUUUCCUCUAACUACAAGGGAUAAGAGACCUGCUUUUUAUUAAUUUUGUUUUAUUAUAUAUUUUUGAACUGCAUUCUAGCUUGUAUCAAAUGACUUUUCUCUUUUUUUGUUUACGGGUCCCUUGUUGUAUGUCAUUAAGGAAGAAAAAAAAAGAAAGAUUUUUGUACAGUGAA
Scophthalmus maximus (turbot) is the source of this 5714-nucleotide messenger RNA. It is a transcript of the gene strn4, whose product is annotated as striatin, calmodulin binding protein 4. The transcript has 18 exons. Gene Ontology annotation, molecular function: protein-containing complex binding; protein phosphatase 2A binding; calmodulin binding. The record is from RefSeq and is a predicted model, not a curated record. The coding region runs from base 177 to 2501 and encodes 774 amino acids. Lineage: Eukaryota; Metazoa; Chordata; Actinopteri; Pleuronectiformes; Scophthalmidae. Gene Ontology annotation, cellular component: dendrite.